UCUUCCUCUGCACCGAAUCGCACGCUUGUUCCACGUGACUUGUCGAUCGUUUGUCGAUGAGCUCUCCGACGAGCGGCGGCGGCGGCGGCGGCGGCGGCGACAACAUCGGUUCGUCGGCGGAUGUCAGGAUUCUCACCUCCGGCAAGCGCAGAAUCCCGGCUUAUUCCCGCGUCCUGGCGGCGGCGUCGCCGGUGCUGAAGAGCUUUCUGGAGAAGGCGGAGACGCGCAGCGACGGCGGAGUGAUUACUAUCUCCAUUCUUGGCGUCCCCCACGAAGCGGUCGAUGCCUUCCUCCGCUUCCUCUCCUCUCCGACUAGGUUUGGUAUGAUGGAGGCGGAGGGGGAGGCGGCGGCGGCGAUGGCGGAGCACGCGGUGCACUUGCUUGUGCUGUCGCACGUGUACCAGGUGGGGUGGCUGAAGCGCGCUUGUGAGCGGGCGCUGGCGUCGCACCUGGCGGCGGAGGGAGUGGUGGACGUGCUGGUGCUCGCGCGGCGGUGCGACGCCGCCUGGCUCCACCUCCGCUGCAUGAAGUUGAUCGCCGACGACUUCGCCGCCGUCGAGCGCACCGAGGCCUGGCGCUUCCUUCAGGAGCACGAUCCCUGCCUCGAGCUCGACAUCCUUCAGUCCCUCCAAGACGCGCACUUGAGGCAGAAGCGGCGGCGGCGGAAGAGGGAGGAGCAGCGCGUGUACACGGAACUGAGCGAGGCGAUGGAGUGCCUACAGCACAUCUUCUCGGAGGGCUGCGCCUCCGGCAAGUGCCCCAACUCCGCCACCUGCCGCGGCCUCCAGCAGCUCCUCCACCACCUCGCCCUAUGCGAUCGGAAGAAGAAACCGCACUUCUGCCGGCGAUGCAAGCGCCUCUGGCAGCUCCUCCGCCUCCACGCCUCCAUCUGCCUCCAGCCCGAACCCUGCCACGUUCCCCUCUGCUCACAAUUCAAGCAGAAUAUGGAGCAGCAGAGGAAAGGAACAGAAGAAGAGGAUGAAAAGUGGAGGCUGUUGGCGAAGAAGGUGGCAUCUGCGAGGGUGAUCUCCUGCCUGGUCAAGAGGAAGAGACAAGAAGGGUUCCAAGAGCAGGAGGAGCCAUGGCUGAAGCACAAGUCACUUGAAUGACUUGCUACACAGCCUCCUCCUCCUCCUCUUUCUUCUUCUUUACCCUAAUAAAAAGAGACGAAUUUUGUGGAAAUACUACUGUGUGAACUCUAUAUAUAAAGAGUAUUUAUUUAUGUCUUAUUUAAAAUGCUUGUUUUUUUUUAAAAAAAAUAAAAAUUAUUAAUGUUCUCAGGAAAA
Molecule: messenger RNA, 1286 nt
Organism: Zingiber officinale
Lineage: Eukaryota; Viridiplantae; Streptophyta; Magnoliopsida; Zingiberales; Zingiberaceae
Product: BTB/POZ and TAZ domain-containing protein 1-like
Exons: 5
Coding region: 57-1109 (350 amino acids)
Cellular component (GO): nucleus
Molecular function (GO): protein binding
Source: RefSeq, a predicted model, not a curated record